UCAACUUUUUGGCGCACAAGUGUGUAUAUCUGGUUAGCGUACAAGUGUAUACUGGUUUUGAUAUAUUGUGUUCGAAUAUAUACACAAGAUUGAUUAAUUAAAAACAAGCAACAUCAAUCCAAGUAGACAUAACAAGAAGCAUAAGAAAAGCAUGAGCCAGAAGAAUAACGAAAAACCAAUGAAGUUCCAUAAAUAAUAAACUCUCCAAAUGUUAAAAAGAAAGUGAAAACUGACAAAGAAGACAUAAAUAUACGUUCUAGAGUUCUAAUAAAAUUAAAACAUGGUUACUUUCAGAACUUUAAAAAGAUAUAUUAAAGAAAAACUGGCAAGCUGACCACAAGUUAACGAUCAUCCCAUAUAUUUCUUGCUAUAUCAUCUCUAAUAGUUGACAUAUACGCAUCAGCCGUCGGAUCAUAAUUUCGAUCAACUCCAUGAUCAUCAUGAGAUGGAGAUGUGUUUCCUUCAAGACCAGCUUCAUAAUUCUCUGUUUCAUCGGCAUCAUUAAAGUCGAUGUCAUCUAUAUUAGAAUCUCGAAUAAAAUUAUGCAACGCCAUAGUUGCUGCAACAAUUUUUUUCUUGCAUAUCGACGUCAUAGCGAACACGACCUUCUAAAAUAGACCACUUUCCCUUCCACACUCCGAACGUCCUUUCAAUUAUUGACCGAAGAGAGGAAUGCCUGUUGUUAAACAUCUCUCGUACAGUGGUUGGUCGACGUCCAGCAAAAUGAUUUGGAUGGUAGGCCUCACCUCUAUAUGGAGCUAGGAAACCUCUUCUGUUAGGAUAGCCUGAAUCAACUAGAAAGUAUUUCCCCGACUUUGGGAAUGGGAAAAAGUUAUCAUGACGUGCACAAUAUGUCAAUAUCUUUGAGUCAUGUGCACGACCCGGAACUCCAAUACGUGUAUAUAUGAAUUUCAUAUUGAAAUCACACACUGCCAGUAUGUUCAUUGAAGUAUAAUUAUGAUGGUUCCAAUAUGUGAUCUUUUUAUUUCCACCAACACGUACACGAACGUGAGUACCAUCUAUGGCCCCGAUACAAUCUUCAAAAUAAGGAAAAUACCUCUUAUCAUGUAUGAUUCAUGGUGGUGUCUCAUUCAGUUCUUCUCUUUUCCAUGAAACUAUGUCUGAAUGCAAGCAACAUAGGGCAUUAAUAACAUCACUAAAUUUUGUUGUAACAGUCCAUUGUGCGACUUGGAACUCUGCUGCUAUGCUCCUUUGUGAUGGGUUAUGUCCCAAAAUCUUGAGAGACAUACCUAAAGCAACCUCAGCUUUUACCCAAUGAGAGUCUUUAAGACCGUAUGACUUUAGUGUAUUUAAGAGCUUAAGAAACACUCUUUGUUUCAUACGUAAAACAUGGAGGCAUUGUGUGUCGCUCUCAUACAUCAGUUGAUGCAUUAUACGUAGCCCACGUUCAGGAUCCGUUCUUAAUUUUUCUCUAAAGGAAAAACGACUACGCUCAAUACAUAAGAUGGCUUCAACAGCCUGGUCAUCAGCAUCAAUAGUUUCCAUGAUUGUUUUCAACUCCACGUUACUUGGUUCCUGAAACAAAUUAAACUUUUGUCAUCUAAGUUUCAAUAAAUAAAUAAAUAAGUAAGCUCAGAAGAAUCCACCGAAAACUCAAAUCAAACAAAACCAAAAGAAGAUACUCAUUGUCAAAAGUAAAAUGCAAACAUGAAAGCAAAAUUCCUAUGAAAAGAACAACUAAAGCUAAUCAUCAAAAAAAUCGUUACGGGACUCCUUAGUUUGACGUUUCAGAAAAGGUAGUUUCUCAUCAUCAGGAAGAGCCAUAAAUAAGCCCGCACAACAUCAUUUGUUGCAAUAAGGUCAAGUGAUGCCCAAUAUAGCUAUGUCAUUGGAAUUAGAUCAGGUAAUCCUCUCACACAUUUGACAACAAGAGCCAUACGUUCCUCAGUUGCAUUUGUUGACUUUGAUUUAGAUGUAGAUGAUGCCAUCUGUUCUAGAAUACCAUUUCGGUCUUCCAUGGUCGCAGCAAUACGAUCGAGCGUGGAGUCCACUGGAUUGCGCUUACGCUUUCGGCGAGAUGUAUCUUUCAUACUUUGUUGUGACGGCAUUACAGGAUCUGUCUCGAUAACAUUUGGAGUAUCUUUCAUUGGAGUUUCUAACCAGGCUGUGUCAUCUUGUUCCAUAAGAUCAAGAUCAUGUGAAUCUUGAAUCUGAACUUCUUCUUCAUCACUUAACUCAACUCGUGGAGUACGAUGAUAUACACCACGUCUUGGUUGCCAUGACUCCUCAACCACGACAGUUUCAUCUCGAAAUACCACGUCAAGAAGCGGUAUAAAACGCAACGGAUGUGAGCGAAAUUUCGAAGCUUCAGGGUAAGCCUUAGAAAUAAAAACAAAUAAUCACUAAAAAAAAAUAUAUAAAACAAGAAAAUUAACGUAACGUGAAAACAUGGCUUUAUGUGUACCUUGAUUUUGUCUUUCCACCAAUGCUCAGGUGCAUCAAUACUACCUGUUCUUCUAUUAAAUCCAAGACCAGUUGACCCAAAAGUAAUUCUACGAUAGAUUUCAUAUUGCUUUUUCAAAGUAUCAAGUCUGUUUUUCACUUUGUUCCAAGUGAUCGCAACUGGAAACUGUUUUUUAAAUUCUUUGAGAACAUUUUGCUUUCCCUGCUCACUCAAGUUUUUUCCUUUAGAAUUUCCAUCUUGUUUUUCCAGCGUUAUCAGUUCUAACAAGAAACGAGUCAUCUCAUCUGACCAUUGUAGUUUCUAUUCAAAGACCAGGUGAACAUAUAUCCAAUUACGAAACAUACAAAUAUAUAUAUAUGAAUGAUAUACUGGUCAUUCAGAGAAUUUAAACAACAAAACAUAUCAGAAAUCAUAAAACAAUAAACAGGAAUAAAAGCAUAGUCCACUUACGUUGUUCUCUUGACUUUCUUCUUGGUUGGAAAGCCAUGAUUUCAAUGGAUUGAUACUGGAUUAGGUUAACGUGAAUGAGAUAUUAUCAAAUAUACACAUAUAUAACGUUAAUUAAAAAUGGAUUAGUUAGGAUAUAUAGGUAGAUGUACGUGAUGUGGAUUAGUUUAGGAUAUAUAUGAAAUCUAAAUCUAAUUUAGUAUUUAUUAUUUUUUUUCAACCGCAACCGCCCGCAACCGCAAACGCUUGCGGGAAGGAGCUUUUGAUUUUGAGCGGUACAAAGUGGUUUGAAGUGGUACAAAUCGGUUCAUUUGAUUGUUUCGAAACGCUGUCAACCGCUACCAACCGCAAAAGCUGCGUUUGCGGGUGGUAGCGGGGAAACCAGUCAACACCUUAAUGUUUUGUUUAUGGUAUUAAUUUUUUUUGACUUUUUUGUUUUUGCAACUACGAUUAUUUUUAUUUAUUUAUACUUUUUUUUUUAAUUUUCAAAACGUAAUAUAAUCUGACAAUAUUUUGUUUCAUUUUUUAAAAGAUAUCGAAUUUGAAAUAUUUGUUUGUUUAACAAAAUUUUUGGAGGCCUAAGGCCAAUGUUUCGUUAGGCUUUGCCCAGGACCGGGUCUGGUUUUACUAGCUAGUGUUGUUAUACCUGGUAAAUUGUUUGUUUAACAAAAUAGGCUACUGACUUGCGUAGAUUCUUAUAGGAACUCGAUGUCUUUGCAAGCGAACUUGAAGAAAUCAAGCCCAACGUCAGGGACAUGCUCAUGUCCUCUUCCCCAGCAGAAUUAGGUCAUGGCUCCGCGAAGAGGAAAGUACUUUUGAUCUAUUUGAUGACCAGUCUUGGCGUUGCCUAUCAUUUUGAGAAAGAGAUCGAAAAGACCUUGGCACACGCCUUUGAAAAGAUAGAUGAUAUGAUUGCAAAUGAACAUGAACUUUACACAAUCUCCAUCCUCUUUUGGGUUUUCAGAACAUAUGGUUACAACAUGUCGGCUGAUGCGUUCAAGAGAUUCAAAGGGGAUGACGGAAUGUUUAUGGACUCCUUAGCCAAGGAUGCGAAGGGCAUGUUGAGCUUGUAUGAAGCCGCUCAUUUGAGGACGACAAGAGAUUAUAUAAUGGACGAAGCACUGAGUUUCACAAUGAAACAUAUGGAGUCGUUGGCAGGACAAGUAAGGCCUCAUCUCUCAAGGCUUAUACAGAAUGCUCUUGGUCUUUCUCAACACUGGAAUAUGGAGAUAUUAGUUGCUAUGGAAUUUGUCUCAUUCUACGAACAAGAAGAAGACCAUGACGAGACACUACUCAAGUUUUCCAAGCUCAAUUUCAAGUUACUACAGCUUACAUACCUUAAGGAGCUCAAAAUGGUUACAAAAUGGUACAAGGAGCUCGACUUUGCAUCUAAGUUGCCACCUUAUUUCAGAGACAGAAUCGUGGAGUUACACUUUUUUGUGAUAUCGAUGUAUUUUGAGCCACAAUUCUCAAGUGCGAGGAUUAUGUUGACUAAGUUCUACACGGUCGAAACCAUUACCGACGACACCUUCGAUCGAUAUGCCUCUAUCUCUGAAGCUGAAAACCUCGCCAAUAGUCUAGAAAGAUGGGCUCCUGAUAAAGACAUGGAUACACAACCAGAUUAUUUGAAAUUCGUGUUUACAUUUAUUUUGGAUGUAUUCAAAGAUUUUGAAGGAGAAGUGGGGUCAGAAGGAAGAUAUUACAGCGUGAAAGGUGCAAUAGAAGAGUUCAAAAGACUCGUGAAAUCAAACCUUGACCUUGCCAAAUGGGCGCAAAUCUCUCAUGUGCCUAGCUUUGAGGAUUAUAUGGAGGUUGGCGAGGUUGAGAUCACGAUGUAUGCGACUAUGGCAGGCACUUUGAUGGGUAUGGGACAUAUUGCUACGAAGGAAACCUAUGAGUGGCUCAGAUCAAGACCCAAAGUUAUCCAAUCAUUAUCUAUAAAUGGGCGUCCGAUGAAUGACAUGGCCGGUUUCGAGGAUGACAUGAGUAGAGGAUAUGUAACUACUGGUGUCAACUGUUAUAUGAAGCAAUAUGGAGUUACAAAAGGCGAAGCUUUUAAGAAGCUUCAUCAAAUGCGUGUACACAACGAAAAAAUAGUGAACGAAGAGUUCUUGACGAUAAAAGAUGUGCCAAGGAGAGUUCUCAAGGAAGACAUCAAUUGUGCACGCAUGACCAACGUUGCCUACGGCUACGGUGAAGGAUUAACACAUCCUGAAGGAAAAAUUAAGGAAUAUAUUAUUUCUCUUUAUGUUGAACUGAUUCGUCUGUAAAGACAUUGGUUGGAACCACUGUUAAUGAAUGUGACCACUGGUUUGGCAUCUGCUACGCCGGCCUGCGCGGGCUAUAUACAGUCUUUGAAUCUUUAUUAUUACAAAGUCGUUUUA
Messenger RNA from Brassica napus (rape), 5256 nucleotides. RefSeq names its product putative terpenoid synthase 7. The coding region runs from base 3628 to 5142 and encodes 504 amino acids. The record is from RefSeq and is a predicted model, not a curated record. Lineage: Eukaryota; Viridiplantae; Streptophyta; Magnoliopsida; Brassicales; Brassicaceae. Gene Ontology annotation, biological process: diterpenoid biosynthetic process. The transcript has 6 exons. Gene Ontology annotation, molecular function: terpene synthase activity; magnesium ion binding.